UCAUACAGACUCUCUCACAUUUCAGAACAGCAAAAAAAAUAAAGCAACAAAAAUGGGAGAUACGGAGUUUGAAAUCGAUAAAAAUAGAAAAAUGGUAGAAAUCACUCUGAAAACCAUCGGCCCCUUGCCUCCAUCUCGCCUUCUUGUCCCCUCUCCCUUUAAAGUUUGCGAUCUGAGAAAGUUGAUUGCGGAAAAUCAUGAUUUACCGAUUGAGAAUUUGAGGCUUAUCUUCCGUGGCAAUGUACUGCUUGAUAGAAGAUAUGACGAUGAUGAUGAUAUACAACUUCAAUUCAAUAAUUCCGAUUCACUAAUUGUUGCUGUCAAACCAAAGCCACCAGCUAAACAUCUUCAUGAUGGAUUUGAUUUGGAUGAUGAUCAACUGAAGUUUCAGCUUCCGCAGUCGACUAAUCGUUGGAAAAGGAGACUUUACUUUUUCCUGCAUAAUAAACUGAAGAUUCCUGAGAUCCUUUUGGUGGCACUGUUCUCUCUCAGUCUAAAGGCGUGGACUGUGAUCAUUUCCUGGUUCAUUUUGGCACCUGUUGCACAUAAAUGGGACCUUGGACCCUUAUAUAUACUUGGCACAGGCUUUCUUUUGAUUUUCUUUAACCUUGGACGACGACAAGCUGGUGAUCUCAGUGCAUAUUCUAUCUUCAAUGAAGACUUUAGGGAGCUUCCUGGGACUUUAAAUGCAGAUCGUCUUGAUAGAGACAUUCGAGCCGGUCAGUUUUGAACUUCUCACUUACAUUGCAGGGAAAUGCUGAAAUGAGAAAUUCCAAAACGCGAAACAGUAAAAUGAGUUUCAGAAAUAUUUUCGAAAACACAAACAAAAUGCCAAAAGGUGGUAUUUGAAAGGUUUCUAUGCAACAUAUCUUCUUACUCACCGGUCACCACUUAUCUUAACUAAAGUGUUUGUUUAUUUUUCUCGCCAAACUGCACAUACGAUGACUUCUAGCUUCGCCAACAAAUUUGUUUUAUCCCCUUAUGAGGGUGAAGAGUUGGAUCAUUCACCAGUGUCUUUUUCUGCCCAGUGUAAUAUAUUUUUUCGUUUUCUCACCCUUUACUGUAACGAGUAACUUCCUGCUAUUUUGUAAGUAGUGUAUCAUAGACUUCCAAUGCUGGUUUUCACAGUUCAAGUUUUACUUUUUCUAUAACUUUUAUGUUUUAAGUGUCAAAUUUCUUUUGUAGUUUCGACUGAUGAGUUUGCAUGACUCAUGUGAUGUGAGAUUGAUAUAUCACUGUUUUCUCCAAUUAUGAUUAAUAUGUUACAAAUUUCCUAA
Molecule: messenger RNA, 1277 nt
Organism: Mercurialis annua (annual mercury)
Lineage: Eukaryota; Viridiplantae; Streptophyta; Magnoliopsida; Malpighiales; Euphorbiaceae
Exons: 7
Coding region: 53-730 (225 amino acids)
Molecular function (GO): protein binding
Source: RefSeq, a predicted model, not a curated record